AUGCGCCUGCUCGAUAUUGUUCACCCCGCUGCCCGUAUCCUGACCGAUAUUGCCCGCUCACAAGAUGCUGAGGUCGGCGACGGCACCACAUCAGUCGUCGUUCUGGCUGGUGAGAUACUGAAAGAGAUGAAAGAGUUUGUGGAGCAGGGUGUGUCGACACAGACCAUCAUCAAAGGCCUGCGGCGGGCGUCCAGUAUGGCUAUCAACAAGGUCAAGGAGAUCUCGGUCAGCACGCUCGAGGGCAACAAAUACGACACACUACGAAAACUGGCGGCCACGGCCAUGAGCAGCAAGCUGAUUCACCGGAAUUCCGACUUUUUCACCAAGAUGGUUGUCGAUGCCGUACUCUCCCUCGACCAAGACGACCUCAACGAGAAACUCAUUGGUGUCAAGAAGAUCACUGGCGGUGCUGUGCAAGACUCAUUGUUCGUCGACGGUGUGGCAUUCAAGAAAACUUUCUCGUACGCUGGUUUCGAGCAGCAGCCCAAAACGUUCAAGAAUCCUAAGAUCGUGUGUUUGAAUGUCGAAUUGGAACUCAAGGCCGAGAAGGACAACGCCGAGGUACGAGUGGACCAGGUACAUGAAUACCAGGCGAUCGUGGAUGCCGAAUGGCAAAUCAUCUACAACAAAAUGGAGGCUCUCUACAAGACGGGGGCGAAAGUGGUGCUCAGCAAACUGCCGAUUGGCGAUCUGGCUACUCAGUACUUCGCCGACCGAGACAUCUUCUGUGCUGGCCGAGUUACGGCUGACGAUCUGGAGCGUGUAUGUCAGGCAACGGGUGCCGUCACUCAAUCGACGUGCUCGGACAUUCAGGAGUCACAUUUGGGCACAUGUGGGCUGUUCGAGGAGAAGCAGAUUGGUGGGGAGCGGUUCAACCUGUUCUCGGACUGUCCAGAGGCCAAGACUUGUACACUAAUACUGCGGGGUGGCGCAGAGCAGUUCAUUGCGGAGGUUGAACGGUCGUUACACGAUGCCAUCAUGAUUGUGAAGCGGGCGCUGCGGAAUCGCAAUAUCGUUGCUGGUGGCGGUGCGACCGAGAUGGAGAUCUCAGGCUAUCUUCAUCAACAUGCGGACCGGAACGUGCCGAACAAACAGCAGGCGAUUGUGAAGGCGUUUGCAAAAGCGCUCGAGAUCAUCCCACGGCAGCUAUGUGACAACGCUGGCUUUGAUGCAACCGACAUCCUCAACCGGCUGCGUGUGGAGCACCGCAAGGGCAAUGUGUGGGCGGGCGUGGACUUUGAUCAUGAGGGCGUUCGAAAUAACAUGGACGCAUUUGUAUGGGAACCCAGUCUGGUCAAGGUCAAUGCCAUCUCAGCCGCAGUGGAAGCCGCUUGCUUGAUCUUGAGUGUGGACGAGACAAUCAAGAACGAGGAGUCACAACAGCCGCAGGCUCCUCAGCGAGGCCUACCGCCGGGCGCUGCGCAACGAGCUUUGAGAGGCAGGGGAAGAGGUAUGCCUAGGAGAUGA
Molecule: messenger RNA, 1467 nt
Organism: Cyphellophora europaea CBS 101466
Lineage: Eukaryota; Fungi; Ascomycota; Eurotiomycetes; Chaetothyriales; Cyphellophoraceae
Product: T-complex protein 1, eta subunit
Exons: 2
Coding region: 1-1467 (488 amino acids)
Biological process (GO): protein folding
Cellular component (GO): chaperonin-containing T-complex
Molecular function (GO): ATP-dependent protein folding chaperone; ATP hydrolysis activity; ATP binding
Source: RefSeq, a predicted model, not a curated record